AUGGCAGAUGAUGUAGAAAGCAAUGGCGAUGAUGGUAUUUCAGCUCCUAAGAAGCCAGCGGUCGGCAUGAGGUUCGAUAACAUUGAAGCAGCAAAACAGCACUAUGUGGACUACGCGAGAUGGAACGGGUUUGGCGUAAGGAUUGAUUACCAGAGGCCUAUAAAAAGCGGUGAAACAAGCAGAGCUCAGUUUGUGUGCUACAAAGCUGGCAAAAACAAAAAGGGAAAAGAGGACACGCAACUUCCUGAAUCGGUUGUUCCAAAGAGGAAGAGAAACAUCACAGAAAGGACUGGUUGCCAAGCAAGAAUGAAGGUGAAGCUUGACGGUGCAACAUAUAUCGUGGAGCAUUUUGAGGAAGAACAUAACCACCAUGUGCUAAAAAAAAUUCAAUCUCGCCAGGAAAGGAUACUUGGGGCAGAAAGGCAAGCUGAGGCUGAGACGGCGCUGACCGUGCCGAGGAAGUGCGGGUUCAGCCUGAUUGAGGAGCAGGCAGGAUCAGCUAGGGGCUUCAUCAAUCGCAUGCAGACAUCUAUGCUGCACGAGGCCAACCGGAUACGUGCAUCUCGAUCGAUCGGAUUUCAAGAAGAACUGCAGAUGACCUCCUCAUACCACAGCAUGCGCACUGGGGUGAACACAUAUGAGACAAUGUCGAUGACCGGCAAUUCUGGGCAGUACGGCAGCAGAACAUAUAAAUUGGCGGUUGACAUGGAGGCGGAUAUGUACUCUUGUGAAUGCUGCAAGUUUGACAGGGACGGCAUCAUGUGUUGCCAUUCUGAGAGUUAUGCAGCAUGA
This is a messenger RNA of Brachypodium distachyon (stiff brome), 792 nucleotides long. RefSeq lists its product as uncharacterized. The record is from RefSeq and is a predicted model, not a curated record. NCBI's taxonomy places the organism in Eukaryota, Viridiplantae, Streptophyta, Magnoliopsida, Poales, Poaceae. Bases 1 to 792 code for a protein of 263 amino acids. The transcript is spliced from 4 exons.